AUGGCAGGCUCCUCUGAGGACGAGCGGCGGCGGCGGCGCCGCCGCUGUCCCGCUGAUCUACGUGACGCCGAGCCGGAGGAAGGCGAGCUGGUCCCCGGGUGCGACUCCGACGUGGACACCGAUGACUACUACAACAACCACAACUACUAUUCCUCGAGCGACACAGAUGAGACGACCAGCGACUGCAACUGCGCCCGCUCCGUCGUCCCGGCGAACUACGGCGGCGCCGCCGGCCCGUCCUCCGCCGCCGCUGCGGCGAACAACAACGGCAACACCGCCAGCUCGUCCCCCGUCGUCGCGGCGCCGGCGGCGGUGCUCUCGUGCCCCGUCUGCGGGAAGGAGUUCCGCAGCCGCAAGGCCGUCUGCGGACACAUGAAGGUUCACCAGCAGGGGACGAUUGGGCGCCGCCAUGAGCAGCAGGGGGUCGGGAAGGACAAGGGGAUCAAGCGCAAUGCGGCUGUCACGGGGGGCUGGGGCGGCACCGGCAAGCGAGGCUGCUCCGGGUGUUGGAGCAAGCCUGCCUCUCCCAAUGCCCAACCGGACCAAUCCAUGGCCAUCGUCGUUGCAAACCCCAAAACUGUCUUGCAGCCGAUGCCCGUGGCGUUCGCAAUGCCCGUGCCCAUGGAGCCCGCAACGCCAAAUCCAUCAUCCGUGCCCAUGGCGUCCGGAACACCGAAUCUGUCGUCCGUGCCCAUCGCCUCCACGAUGACCAAUGUUUCCGACGAGAGCAGCUCUGCGAAGCCGAUGCGCGGUGAUGCAAUAGAGACAGUGGUGGCAGGAGCAGACAGCCCACCCACCGAAGCCGUCGUCCACGAGCAACCCAUUGAGCCGCCGCCGCCGCCGCCGCCUGAUGCAGAGGAGGAGCGAGUUCAACUUCCACCCGUCCACCCGCACCCCAUUGCGCCGCCGCUUCCAGUUGCAGGUCGCCAAAAUCCGAACGGGUACACAUGCAAACAGUGCGGCGUGUGGUUCGCGAUGCACCAGGGCCUCGGUGGCCACAUGGCCGGCCACAAGACCAGGGAGCUCGCCGCCGUUCCAUGCCGCCGUGACGCCAAGCCGGAGAAGGUGCACGUGUGCAGGAUCUGCGCUGCGGUGUUCCCCGCCGGAAUACAGCUCGGCGGCCACAUGAGGAAGCACUAUACUGGCGCGCCGAUCGUGCCCAAAAAGAAGCCGCGACUCGCCGUCCAGCCCCUUCCACCGCCGGCGGAUCAGAGAACCCUCGAGCCUGCACCUAGGCCGGCCGUGGCGGGCAGAGUGCGUCUCUUUGGCGUUGACAUUGAGGCGGGGCCGCAGACGCCAGCGGCGCAAGAAGAAGGCUCGUCUGCGACUCAGGCCCCCUCGGCGUCCACCGGUGGGGAGCAGUAA
Molecule: messenger RNA, 1365 nt
Organism: Miscanthus lutarioriparius
Lineage: Eukaryota; Viridiplantae; Streptophyta; Magnoliopsida; Poales; Poaceae
Source: the annotation of a GenBank genome assembly